This is a messenger RNA of Cuscuta europaea, 1243 nucleotides long. The record is from the annotation of a GenBank genome assembly. NCBI's taxonomy places the organism in Eukaryota, Viridiplantae, Streptophyta, Magnoliopsida, Solanales, Convolvulaceae.
GUGGGGAGUCCCAUCUUUGGACCAAGAGAGAAGAGAUGACAAUGGGCAGCUGGUUGUCUAAUUAAUAGCCAAAGAAAAAAAUAGGAAGGCACUUCCUACUUGGCUACUUGUCGGCAGUAGGGAAAAAAGAAGGAAUUCAGCCGCAGAAACAAUACACACCCCAGCUCUAGUUCGCAGGAGGCAAAAGGAUGGAGCUGGAAAGAAUUCAUCCGACAUCACUCAGCCGCAAGUAGCUCCGGGCAGAAAAAAUCCGAGCUGCUAGGAAGAAGAACCGAGCUCAAAAUACUCUGUGAAUUUAGAGCGGAGCAUUCAGCAUUCUCUGACAAUCAAAUUGAUGCAUUGGUGGACUCUCAUUUUAUACCGUGGUACAAGUAUCAGAUCAAUAACCGUGAGAUUGUGGACCCUUUGUUAGUAUCAUUAUCGUGGGGCCCUGGUGCCUACGCCAAAGUUUGGCGGUCAUAUGUGAUAAACGGUUACACCUAUCACACAGUCAGUUACGGACAGGGCCGACCAACAGUGAACUGCGGGUUAUGUGUCCCAACCAUCGGUUAUGAUAACUCGGAAACCAAUUUUUUUGGUGUCUUGCACGAGAUUCUCGAACUGGAAAUGCCUUCUGCUGGGAAAAAGUUGACAUGCGUUUUGUUCCGCUGCAAAUGGAUCGAUCCAACACGUGGUGUGUGAAAAAAUUCAAAGUAUAAUAUGAUUGACGUCAACCACUCUCGCGUGUAUACGAAAAAUGAGCCUUUUAUACUUGCUCAACAAGCAGCCCAGAUUUAUUAUGCAGAAUACCCUUCAACUAGGCGGACACAGAAUCCUUGGGUGUGUGCAUGUACUGUCCGUCCGAGCAAAAUUGUAUCACAAACUCAACACAAGGACGUUGAUUUAGAUGCUUUUCAGCAACAUUUUUUCCAACCUCCGCCGAUUGUUGAGACUGUCAACCAGCACAUUCAGCUAAGUGAUCCAAAUGGGGGAAGUGUUGAAGUCAUGCCAGAAAUGCACCUUCCGGACCUAACAACUCCAUCUGAGCGCGAAAUUGUUGAAAUGCAUGAAGAACAACAAAAUGCUCAAUAUCAGGAAGAAGGAGAAUGGAUAGACGGUUCUCAUACAGAAGAAGAUGUUGUAUAUGUAUAAAAUAAUGAUUGUGAUAGUGACUAAUUGUAUUGUUGUAUUACAAUUUUUUUGAGUUCGAAUAUUUGUGCUCUUUUCUUCAUUAUUAUUGUAGUCCAACAAUAUUUGAUUUUUU